AUGGUACUUACGAGAAGUCAGCAAGAGAACGUAGUCACCGAGCACCCUUACGGGAUGCCCAGAGGUACUCCCAUACGGCGAGCCGAUCAGAACGACGGAAUGGAGGAAUCAUACGUAGACCGAUCUCAGCAGCCUAACCCCUCCUCGGCCCUCGAACAGUUAAGAGCCGAAAUGAUGGAACUCAGGAGACUCCGAGAGAAGGACGCUCACGAGUUAUCAGCUUUAAGAAGAGAGAACGCCGAGCUUAGGAGCGAUAACCGGACGUGGCAGCCCACGAACGACGCACAAAAUCAGUCGACCCGGGAACAUGGCGAAUCCUCGGGAUGGUACAAGGAAGUUACUAUUCCUCGGACGUCGGGAGUGCCGACCGCCGCAACGCAAGAUCAACAAAGAAGGCAGGGAAGAACACCCUUCACACCGGACAUUGCCGGGUCUCGAUUACCCGACAAUUGGAAAAACUUAACUCUGGAGAAGUAUGAUGGAACUGCUGACCCCGAAGAACACCUUGAUGCAUUCGUCACACAGGUCGGAUUGUACACCGAAGACGACGCAGUCAUGUGCAAAGUCUUUCCUACUUCUUUGAAAGGACCCGCACUCAAUUGGUUCACUAGACUUCCACCCGGGACGGUAGACUCUUUCACGUCUUUAUCUUCCCGAUUUGUGAUACAGUUCGCUACAAGUCGACCUCAUCAACUCACGUCCAUUGCGUUGAUCAAUAUCCGCCAAGAAAAGAAGGAACCCCUCAGAGCCUUCAUGGAAAGGUUCAGAAAGAUGACUUUGUCCAUUCGAAAUCUAGAUCCCGCAGUGGCCCUGCACCACCUCACCACAGCAUUGCGACCGGGCCCGUUCGUGAACAGCUUAUGCAAAAAACCACCCAGAGACUUGGAUGAGCUUCGACAAAGAGCCACGAAGUACAUGCAGAUGGAGGAGUUGGCCGAGUUCCGAAACCAGAACCGUUCCGACUCCUUUCUAGGAAGGAAGGAAGCUGAGAAGGGGCACAACCCAAAACCACGCCCGAGGGACGUCCUCGACAGAGAAAGAGCACAGAGGGGGCCCCGGUAUACACAAUACACACCGCUCAACGCCACCAGAGCUAAGGUGUUAGAGCAGGCGUUAGCCACAGAAAUCCUAGCAGUCCCACGUCGAGCCAUGACUCCGCCCCACGCGGAUAAAACCAAGACAUGUCAUUUUCACAGAAACAGGGGGCACACCACCGAGGAAUGCACGGCUCUCCGGGACCGCAUUGAGGACCUUGUCAAGGAACGAAGUAGGACCCCCGAGAGAAGUGAUCGGCAGCCUGCACGAAGUCAACCUAAGAGGGUGAUAAAUACAAUUGCUGGAGGAUUCGCGGGAGGAGGCAGCACAUCCUCCGCCCGAAGAAGACACUUGAGAGCAAUCAAGUCGGUAAACGCCGUGGGAAGAGCAACCAUUCACAUGCCUCCUAUCACAUUUACCGACCGAGAUUUCAAAGGGGUUGACCCGAUACAGGAUGACCCAAUGGUCAUCAGUGUCGAAAUCAACAACUGCGUGGUUAAGAAGACGUUGGUUGAUCAAGGGAGCUCGGCAGACAUCCUAUAUUGGAAAACAUUCGAGCAGCUCGGCAUCCCCGAACAAGAGCUAGUACCUUAUGGUGAGCCCUUAGUCGGAUUUUCUGGGGAACGAGUGGAUACCAGGGGAACAAUCGACCUGUACACCUACUUUGGGGACGACCACCAUAGGCGGAGAAUCAAAGUCCGAUAUGUAGUCGUACACGCCAACACUUCCUACAAUAUUUUGUUAGGCCGGCCAUCCUUAAACAAGCUCCGGGCCAUUGUUUCCACACCACACUUAGCCAUGAAGUUUCCCUCGGAAGAGGGAGCGAUCAUCACACUCCACGCGGACCAGAAAACGGCUCGAGAGUGCUACUUUGCAAGCUUAAGAGUCCCACCGACGCCGAGGCCUUCCCGAGAUGUUAAUGUCAUUGGAGACACUAACCAACGAGACCCAGUCGAUGACUUGGAGUUGGACCCGAGAGUGGCAGACGAGGGCAGGGGCGAGCCAAUAGAAACAACAAUUCCUUUUCAACUCGGGACGAAAGAGGGGCAGGUCACGUUCCUAAGCUCCCAACUAUCCGAAACGGAUGCAAGUAGGAUCAAACAAGUCCUGGUACAAUACGCUGAUUUGUUCGCUUGGACUGCCGCCGAUAUGCCGGGAAUUGAUCCCAGUUUCCAUUGCCAUCGGCUCUCUGUAUGUAAGGGGGCCAAGCCCGUUGCCCAGAAGAAGAGGAAAGUGGGUGGAGAAAGAGCCCAAGCAGUCAAAGAGGAGACAACCAAGUUGUUGCAAGCAGGUUUCAUUCGGGAGGUCAGGUACUCUACUUGGUUGGCCAACGUAGUAAUGGUCAAGAAGUCAAACGGCAAGUGGCGUAUGUGCACUGACUAUACCGACCUCAAUAAGGCAUGCCCUAAAGACGCAUACCCUCUCCCUCACAUCGACGCGCUAGUUGAUGGCGCGGCUGGCCACUUUAGACUAAGCUUCCUAGACGCUUACUCCGGGUAUAAUCAGAUACCCAUGUACCCCCCGGACGAAGCCAAAACCGCGUUCAUCACUGAUUCAGCGAACUAUUGCUACAGGGUAAUGCCAUUCGGCUUGAAAAACGCGGGGGCAACCUAUCAAAGGCUCAUGAACAAGAUUUUCCGUAACCAGAUUGGGACAAGUCUGGAAGUGUACGUAGAUGAUAUGGUGAUCAAAUCCGCCUCAGGACCCGACCACAUCAGAGACUUAUGUUCCAUCUUUCACGAAGUACGACGCCAUCACAUGCGAUUGAAUCCGGCUAAGUGCACAUUUGGAGUAGCGGGGGGAAAGUUUUUAGGCUUUAUGUUAUCGCAAAGGGGGAUAGAGGCGAACCCUGACAAAUGUCAGGCCAUCAUCAGCAUGAGGAGUCCGAUUAAUGUCAAAGAAGUACAACGUCUGGCAGGACGAAUAGCUUCAUUGGCUAGGUUCCUGCCUUGCAUGGCAGACAAAUCACGACCCAUUAUGUCCCUUCUAAAGAAAGCAACCAAGUUCAAGUGGACCGACGAGUGCGAAUCGGCCUUCAACAGCUUCAAGGCGAUGCUCGCUACCCCGCCAUUGUUGGUUAAGCCCGACCCCCAGCUGGACAUGAUCAUGUACAUUUCAGUGUCCGACAAGGCCAUCAGCACCGUUUUAGUGCAAGAAAAAUCGGAACAGAUGCCGAUUUAUUUCAUCAGCCGAGUACUGCAAGAUGCCGAAGCCAGAUACCAACACCUUGAGAAAACAGUCCUCGCCCUAGUCCACACUUCACGACGCCUCAGACACUACUUUCAGAGCCACCGUAUGCUUGUCCGAACUGACACUCCCAUAACCAAGGUUCUGCGAAAACCCGAAUUGGCAGGACGAAUGGUCUCCUGGUCCGUCGAAUUGUCACAAUUCGACAUCCGAUUCGAACCACGAGGACCAGUAAAAGCGCAAAGCUUGGCCGAUUUCUUGAACGAAUUCACGUUGACAGCGACCCCCGAUACAAACCUUUGGACCUUGCAUGUAGAUGGAUCGUCGAACCAACAAGGCAGUGGAGCAGGCAUCAUCUUAGAAGGACCAGGCCACGUAGUUGUAGAGCAGUCACUCCGCUUCGGUUUCAAAGCGUCCAACAACCAGGCUGAGUACGAAGCCCUUUUGGCAGGUCUACGACUCGCAAAAGACCUGGGCAUAUCAAAAUUACAAUGUUGGAGCGACUCGCAGGUAGUAAUAGGACAGGUCAGCGGCGCCUUCCAAAUCAAAGAGCCGACCCUACUGUUAUACUUUCAUGCGUUUAAAAAGCUAAAGGCCGAUUUCGAAGAUGUCCAAGUCAAGCAUACGCCUCGGGAGCACAACGUAAGAGCAGAUCAGUUGGCUAGGUUAGCCAGCAGCAAGAAAGUCAGCCACUUACGAAGUGUGAUACAACAGGAUUUGCCGAAGCCCAGCAUCGCCAAACCAGAGUGUUUACAGGUCCAACCUGAAAGCCCCGAUUGGAUGACAGGAAUAAAGAGGUACCUGACAGCCGGAACAUUACCUGAUGACCCAUUGGCGGCAAAAAAGAUGAGGAUUACGGCGGCGCGAUAUACCCUGAUCGCGGGGGAAUUGUACAAAAGAGGGUUCUCGACCCCCCUGUUGAAAUGUUUAACACCAGACCAGGCACACUAUGUGCUGCGAGAAAUCCAUGAAGGCGUGUGUGGAACUCAUUCGGGCGGCAGAACCCUAGCAGCCAAGGUUCUCCGAGCAGGGUACUACUGGCCAACUCUGGUUGCGGACUGCUCCAAUUUCAUUCAACAAUGCAAGCCCUGCCAACAGCACGGACCCUUAAAUCACCAACCCCCCGAGGGGUUACACUCCAUCUCCACUCCUUGGCCAUUCUCCAUCUGGGGGAUGGACAUUCUGGGACCAUUUCCACCCGCAAAAGGCCAAGUCAAGUUCCUCGUUGUAGCCGUCGACCACUUCACAAAAUGGAUCGAAGCGGAAGCAUUGGCCACCAUCACAGCCAAUAACAUACAAAAAUUCUUUUGGAAAAGCGUUAUUACCCGGUUUGGGAUCCCGUACGCCUUGAUCACUGACAACGGACUGCAAUUCACCGAUCGACGCUUCAAUGAAUUUUUGAACGGAUUAGGAAUCAAACAUAGGAUGACCUCGGUCGAACACCCCCAGUCCAAUGGUCAGGCCGAGGCAGCGAAUAAGGUUAUCCUCAAAGAAUUGAAACGACGUCUCGGACAGGCUAAAGGAACUUGGCCGGACCAACUCCCAGAAAUUCUGUGGGCAUACCGAUGCACGCCUCAGAGUUCCACCAGAGAGACCCCUUUCCGGCUGACCUAUGGCACAGAUGCAAUGAUCCCGGUUGAGGUAGGGGAACCUUCGCUAAGGCGAACACAGUUCGAUGAAGACACCAACCGGGAAGCACUCAACAUUGAGAUGGAUUUGGUGGAAGAAACCCGAGACCGAGCUCUUAUCAAUAUGGAGGCAUGUCGCACCAGGUUAGCAAAGAAAAUCCGAACCAAAGUGAAACCAAGGGAGUUUCAAGCCGGGGAUCUCGUGUGGCGAACUACCGGAGAAGCAAGAAAAGACAGAGCUCAGGGCAAACUUGCACCUAAUUGGGACGGCCCAUUUCGCAUAAUGCAUAACUUGAAAAACGGAGCCUACAAGUUGGAAGAGCUCUCGGGAAAGGCUAUUCCCCGAACAUGGAACGCAACGCAUUUGAAGCAUUAUUUCAGUUAA
Messenger RNA from Cajanus cajan (pigeon pea), 5235 nucleotides. The record is from RefSeq and is a predicted model, not a curated record. NCBI's taxonomy places the organism in Eukaryota, Viridiplantae, Streptophyta, Magnoliopsida, Fabales, Fabaceae.